AUAUCACCACCACAAUAAACUAGAGAGAGAGAGAGAGAGAGAGAGAGGAUGAGGAAUGCAAGAGAGUUUGAGGAUACAGAAAGGUGGAUUUCAUCUUCAAAGCUGCCUCAGCUGUGUUUAAAUCACGUGUCAUUUGUUUGCAAGUCAGUGAGCAAGUCUGUGAGGUUUUAUGAGCAAGUCUUAGGUUUUGUGCUCAUUAAACGCCCUUCUUCCUUCAAAUUUGAGGGAGCUUGGUUGUUCAACUAUGGAAUUGGUAUUCAUCUGCUAGAGUCAGACAAAAAUAUCCCAGAAAAGAAAGGCAAAAUCAACCCAAAGGACAACCACAUUUCAUUCCAGUGCUCAGAUAUGGGGAUGGUUAUGCAGAAGCUGGAGGAGAUGAAGAUAGAGUAUGUGACAGCCAAGGUGGAAGAAGGUGGUGUUAUUGUGGACCAGCUCUUCUUUCAUGAUCCAGACGGCUACAUGGUUGAAAUUUGCAAUUGUCAAAAUCUCCCUGUUCUUCCAAUCUCCUCAUGCCCUAUCAAGCUUAUUACCAACACCAACGCAAACCAUACAUCAUCAUCAUCAUCAUCAUCUUUUUAUGGGGAACAGAGACAAGAGAUGAGCUGCUCUGGAGAAGCUGCGACGCUGAUGAUGGAAGGCUUGGUGAUGGACGUCAUGAACAUUUCCAUGUGAGAGCAUUGUUGCAUUGUCAGGAUUUUGUUUUCGUUGAUUUGGGGUGUAUUAGUGGUGCUCUGUUAGGAGAUUCUUCUCCUUUCUGCAAACGCCAUCGAUUGCUUCUCCUUAUUCGGAGAUGUCAACGUUGGCUGUGAAAUUAUUAUUUUUUUAAUCUUUUACUGCUGGGGUUUGCUUUGUAUAUAAAUGCUUUGUUUUGUUGUCGGCAAUUGUUCAGGCCUUGGCUUUGUUGGGCUUUGCCUCUUUUGGGCCUUGUACCGGAACUUUCUCUUUUAAUAAAUAUUCAUUUACAACCUAAA
Messenger RNA from Prunus persica (peach), 971 nucleotides. RefSeq names its product metallothiol transferase FosB. The record is from RefSeq and is a predicted model, not a curated record. Bases 49 to 672 code for a protein of 207 amino acids. Lineage: Eukaryota; Viridiplantae; Streptophyta; Magnoliopsida; Rosales; Rosaceae. The transcript is spliced from 3 exons.